Labrus mixtus (cuckoo wrasse) is the source of this 1864-nucleotide messenger RNA. Its product is annotated as zinc finger protein 385D-like. Gene Ontology annotation, molecular function: zinc ion binding; nucleic acid binding. NCBI's taxonomy places the organism in Eukaryota, Metazoa, Chordata, Actinopteri, Labriformes, Labridae. The coding region runs from base 136 to 1317 and encodes 393 amino acids. The record is from RefSeq and is a predicted model, not a curated record. The transcript has 8 exons. Gene Ontology annotation, cellular component: nucleus.
UAAUGUAGCUGCAGGAGAGAGAGAGAGCAGAGGCAGAGCGUGGAGGGAGAGGACGCAAAAUCCUCAUCUCUGCAUGGAGAUGAAAGAUAUUUCAUUCUCACACUGAGCAACAGGAUUUCUCUUCUUGGUGCCGACAUGUAUUUUGGUAACGUGUGUCACAGGGCUCUCCCGCAGCUUGCCCGUCCCACGCUGGGCAGGACCCCGCCCUCUGUAGACACCAAGUCCCUCCUCCCGUUUCACCUGCUGCCUGGAUUCAACGACAUGGAUCCCGUCCAUAAAGCUCUGAUUGGUCCAGGCUUCGGGUCGAUCUCACCUCUGAAGAGAAAGCCCAGUGCCUGCGGAGUGUGUCGACUGAGGAUCAACUCUGAAGUGCAGGCUACUUUCCAUUACAGUGGGCCCAAACAUGCAAAAAGGCUGAAAUCUCUUGAUGCCCCUGACUCAAAGAUCAGGGCCUCCGACCCCGUAGCCAAGGAAACCACAUCGCAAAUCCUCCCGUUGCUCUGCUCACAGCCCUUCAGCUCCGACACAACAUCAGGAGAAACAACAGCCUCAAACCUUUCCUCAGAGGUGUCGCCAUCCAGCGACAGCUCCACUGAAACUGUGAAAGCACACUCCGAGCCCUCCAUGUCACCCAGUCGGACGAGGCCAGAAAAGGAGACACAAGGUGACGGUGAGGCGGCGGUGACUCCAGAAGAGGAAACAGAAGAGGAAAAAGCUAAGCGUCUACUUUAUUGCUCCCUCUGCAAAGUGGCCGUCAACUCUGCCUCCCAGCUGCAGGCCCACAACAGCGGCACUAAGCACAAGACGAUGUUGGAGGCGAGGAGUGGGGAUGGAGCCAUCAAGUCCUUCCCGAGGAUGGGCGUCAAGGCCAAGUUGGCUGCACCAUCUGAGUCAACGACGGGACUCCAAAACAAAACUUUCCAUUGUGAAAUCUGUGAUGUGCACGUCAACUCUGAGAUACAACUCAAACAGCACAUCAGCAGCAGGAGACACAAAGACAGAGCAGCAGGCAAGCCAGCCAAGCCCAAGUUCAGCCCCUACACUCCCACCCAGCGUCACCAGAGUUUCCAGGCGAUUCGCCUCGCUCUUCAGAAGAACCAAGACAUGACCAAACCCCUGGCCUCGUGUCUACUACAGCGUCAACUCUCUGCCGCCACUGCUGCAAUGGCAAUGCUGCCCUCCUUCCCUCUCCCCCCUGCUUCAAACUCGUGCCCCGCCCUCUUUCAGAGUCAGCCCCUCCCACAGGCGCUGCUACAUCCGGCACCCAGACCCAGCAUCUGUUCCACACACACACCGCUUCUGUUUUCACCUUACUGACCAGGUUGAGAUAUCAGAAGGCUCUAAAGUACGGCCAAAAGAACACACACCCAAGACAGUGCUUACUGUUCUCAACUCAACAGCACGCACUGUGCAUGUGAUGGACCAGGAAGGGAUAUUAUUGGCUGGGACCAAAUCCAUGAGGCAGCUUAGGAUGGAGGAAAAACAAAGCAGUGAGAAAAGAGUGUUUUCUGAUAUGUGUGUGUGUGUGUGUGAGAUCUGAAAGAGGGCAUGAGGCUUUGUCUGCACAUGGUUAUCGAAUGAAAUUUGCAUAUGAUAACUAAAAAAGUAUGGGGAUAAAAUUAUGUAAAAAUAUCAGGCUACUGACUUGUCAGACACACAUGUAUUCAGGUUCCAAUGAAAACUAUUUAAGUCUACGUUAAUUUUGACAGCAAUGUAUCACCCCCCCCACUCCCUUUUUUACCACACUUAUCAUAUGGGUCCUCUUAACUUCCCUGCUGACUUUAACUGUGUGUGUAUGACUGCCGAUCAGAGCAUGCUUGACUGAAUGUUCACUAUUUUGCAAUAAACAAUACCUGUGGCUAUA